This is a messenger RNA of Phytophthora infestans T30-4, 385 nucleotides long. RefSeq lists its product as uncharacterized. The transcript has a single exon. Lineage: Eukaryota; Oomycota; Peronosporomycetes; Peronosporales; Peronosporaceae. Bases 81 to 326 code for a protein of 81 amino acids. The record is from RefSeq and is a predicted model, not a curated record.
CCCCUGGCGAGUACUGGGGAGAGGAUGCCAACGGCAACGCACGGACUGGUCACGUCCCCGGAGCUGUGAACUUUAAUUGGAUGGAAGGCGUGGAUUUCACUCAGAACGGAAAGUUCAAGACCAAGGAAGAGCUCGACAAGGUGUUCAUGGACAUUUUCCAUCUUGACAAGGCGAAACCAGUGAUCACGUACUGCCAACGUGGAAUUCGAGCUGCUCACACGGCAUUUGCACUAGAGCAGGUGAUGGGGUUCAAAGACGUCAAGAUCUACGAAGACUCGAUGCUGCAGUAUCUUAACCGGGACGUUUCCGAAGUGGCGAAGCAGUAACAUAACGGUUGACCUAGACGGUAGGUAAGGAGUAAGUCCAACGCUAAACUCAAAAGUGG